Ilex paraguariensis (yerba mate) is the source of this 345-nucleotide messenger RNA. NCBI's taxonomy places the organism in Eukaryota, Viridiplantae, Streptophyta, Magnoliopsida, Aquifoliales, Aquifoliaceae. The record is from the annotation of a GenBank genome assembly.
AUGGCCAACAAUCAAAACAAUAGCAACAGACAUGAAGCAGACAGGCCCAAGCACAACACAGCAGCACAAAAAUCAGCACAACACAGCAGCAACAAGCAUCAAGCCAAUAGGCCCAAGCUCAUAAAGCAGAACAAAAAUAGAAAUCCUUCACAAGUUAGGAAGUGGAUCCAUAGCAAGCCAUUUGCAAAAGAGCAACAGACAUCAAGUAGACAGGCCCAAGCACAACACAGUAGCACAGAAAACAGUACAACACUGCAACAACAAGCAUCGAGCAGACAGGCUCAAGCACAUAAAUCAAAACCAAAAAUACAAAACAGAGAUCCUUCUCAAGUUAGGAAUUCUUAG